UCGACUGAACGCGGCCUAUGAUAUAGAUGGAUUUAAUUUUUCGUUUAUAUUUUUGAGAGAAACGAAUAAACUUUCAAGUUAAAUAAAUAUACACAUCUAGAAAAUGUUUUGCAAUAUAGUUUUUAACAUUUCAUUGUUAUAGUUAAAAUUUAAUUUUUUUUUAAUCGAUUCGUUUACAUUCAUUCGUAGGUACCUAAUAACCUUUAAAUUAUACCCAUCUAUAAAAAUAUGCCUGUUUUAAAAGGAUGGAGGUAUGUAGCUGUAAUAGGUGGUCUUGUAGGAGCUAUAGGCAUAGCCAUAUAUCCCAUAAUAAUUGACCCUAUGUUAAACCCAGAUAAAUACAAAAAAAUACAAGCCGUUACUAGAGCAAACAUUAGGCAAGAGGAUAUCCAACCUGGGAAUAUGAAAGUAUGGACAGAUCCCUUCGAUAGAAAGAAGAGUUAAUUCUGUAUUGGAAUUAAAUUUUACUAUGUACAGAUGCAAUAUUCAGAAUAAUAACAAAAUAGUCAAUAAGUAAUUUUGUAAAUAUUUACCGAUCUUGAAAGUAUAUAAUAAAAUACAAUCAGAU
This is a messenger RNA of Anoplophora glabripennis (Asian longhorned beetle), 568 nucleotides long. Its product is annotated as small integral membrane protein 20. The transcript is spliced from 3 exons. Gene Ontology annotation, biological process: mitochondrial respiratory chain complex IV assembly. Lineage: Eukaryota; Metazoa; Arthropoda; Insecta; Coleoptera; Cerambycidae. The record is from RefSeq and is a predicted model, not a curated record. Gene Ontology annotation, cellular component: mitochondrial inner membrane. Bases 229 to 444 code for a protein of 71 amino acids.